Messenger RNA from Gossypium arboreum, 1380 nucleotides. Its product is annotated as beta-amyrin 11-oxidase-like. Gene Ontology annotation, cellular component: endoplasmic reticulum. Gene Ontology annotation, molecular function: iron ion binding; heme binding; ent-kaurenoic acid monooxygenase activity. Gene Ontology annotation, biological process: sterol metabolic process; multicellular organism development; brassinosteroid biosynthetic process. The record is from RefSeq and is a predicted model, not a curated record. Lineage: Eukaryota; Viridiplantae; Streptophyta; Magnoliopsida; Malvales; Malvaceae. The transcript has 6 exons. The coding region runs from base 1 to 1380 and encodes 459 amino acids.
AUGGUAUUAGUUUUCUUGUGGUUGAUUGUUGCAGUAAUUGUGGGAACAUUUGUUCUUUCAUUUGGAUUCCUUAAGAAACCAACUGGGCGGGACAGGAACCUGCAAAAUCUUAUUCUUCAAACUCAAAGGUACGGUGAAACAGGGAUUUAUAAGACCAAUUUGUUUCGGAACCCAAGCAUCAUAGUUUGUAGUCCGGAGCUAUGUAGGAAGGUGUUGACAGAUGAUGAGCAAUUUCAACUUGGUUACCCUCUUUCAAGUCUAGUUCUGGAUGGAAUGCCAUCGGAUUACAUAUCGGGUUCAGGUCACAAGCGAUUUCACAGGCUAACAACGAGCAGUCUCACUCGAAACGAACCGCUCUCAUUGCAUAUAGGGAGUGUUGAAGAAAUUGUUACCAAUGCAUUGGAAGAAUGUAGUAAGAUGAAGGAACCAAUCCUUUUCUUCCAUGAGAUGAAUAAGAUUGCUUUCAAAGUCAUAAUGACCAUGUUCCUUGGCUAUGCAACUGACGAUACUGUUAUCGCAUCAAUGGAGAAGUCUUAUACAGAUUUAUUCUCUGGAUUAUUUUGCACUCCUAUUAACAUCCCUGGUUUUGCAUACCAUAAAGCAGUCAAGGCAAGGAAGAAGCUGGUGAAAGAGAUUCAAGGCGUAUUGGGUGAAAAGAGAGAGAGGAAACGUAAUGACCCAAACUCAAAGAUCGGCCUAAUUGAUGUUAUUAGGGAAGCUGAAGAUUCGAAAGGAGAAAAAUUGGAUGAAGAAUAUAUUAUUAUUAUAUUAGUGAUGUUCUUGAUUGCGGGUCGUGAAACUUCGGGACGUGCAGCUACAUGGGCCACCAUGUAUCUCCAUCAUCAUCCCCAUGUGUUGCAAAAGGCCAAGGAAGAGCAAGAGAAAAUCAUGAAAAGAAGGCCUUCUUCCCAGAAAGGUUUAACCCUCUCCGAAAUCAAACAAAUGAAAUAUCUAUCUAAGGUGAUUGACGAAACAUUACGAAGACGGACCAAUGUUUUUGCACUAUUUCGAGAGGCAAAAAAUGAUACUCAUCUAAAUGGGUACUUCAUACCAAAAGGUUGGAAAGUAUUGGUUUGGCAAAAUGCAGUUCAUAUGGACCCUGAAAUUUAUCCCAACCCAAAAGAAUUCCUUCCUUCAAGAUGGGAUGGUUUUAAACCCAAGGUAGGAGCUUUUCUACCGUUUGGAGCAGGAAGUAGUACUUGUCCUGGAGCUGAUCUAGCCAAACUUGUGAUCUCCAUUUUCCUUCAUUGUUUCAUCCUUAACUAUAAGUGGGUUUACUUAAAAAAAUUUCUUAUCAAAUUAUGCUUUUCAUCUCUAUACUGUAUUCAAUUUGGAAAUUUAGUUUUUAAUUUAGUACUUCAGUGUUAUAAUCAAAAUUGA